AUUCAAGCUGCAAAAAUCCAAACCACACAUUUUAACACAUUCGACUAUAAAUUAGCCAAGACAUGGGGGAGCAACCGGUGAGAGUCUUGGCGUGUGGGGACGUUGAAGGCAGGUUGAACGCUCUUUUCAAUCGAGUCCAAACCAUCCAGAAGAAAACCGGACAGUUUGAUCUGUUGUUGUGUGUCGGAGAGUUUUUCGGGACGACGCCGGAGGCUGAAGCGGAGUGGCAGCAGUACAAAACUGGAGCUAAGAAAGUUCCCAUCCACACCUACAUCCUGGGAGCAGCGAGCCAGGAGACGGUGAAGAACUUCCCCGGCGCUGACGGCUGCGAGCUCGCCGAGAACAUCACGUACCUGGGUCGGCGAGGUGUGUUCACGGGCGUGUCGGGACUACAGAUCGCCUACGUCAGCGGGCGGGAGGCCCUGCAGGAACCGGCCCCGGCUCACUGCUUCACGGCCAAAGAUCUGUCGGCCCUCGUGGCUCCGCUGACCAGCAGCUCCAAGUUCAGAGGGGUCGACAUCCUGCUGACGUCACAGUGGCCCCGAGGAGUGUGGCACUACGCUAACAACCCGGAAGUGAACACUAAGUUCUGUGGAAGCAGCUCCGUUGCCAACCUCGCCGACAAGCUGAAGCCACGCUACCACUUCGCUGCACUAGAGGGCGCUCACUAUGAGAGACUCCCAUACAGAAAUCAUGUUGUUCUCCAGGAGAAUGCUCAGCACGUCAGCCGCUUCAUCGCCCUGGCAACCGUCAACAACCCCGCCAAGAAGAAGUAUCUGUACGCCUUCAACAUAAUCCCCAUGAAGACCAUGGAUCCAUCGGAGCUGGUGAAGCAGCCGCAGGACGUGACAGAAAACCCCUACAGACGCUCCACGAAAGACAAGACGGACACACUGAAGACGGGCUUCAGCACCGCAGAGGAGGAGGGGGAGGAGCAGCCCAGUCAGUUCUUCUUUGACCUGAGCAAGAAGCAGGGGGGGGGUCAUCGGGGCCGCGGCAGGAAGAGACACCCAGACGGAGACGGGCGAGGACGAGACCAGCAGCACGAUGGAGACGGACAUCAUCAGGGACAACCCAAACAGCCGCGCAGACACCCUCAGCCCACUGGUCCCUGCUGGUUCUGCUUGGCGAGUCCUCAGGUGGAGAAACACCUGGUCAUCAGCAUAGGAACACAUUGUUACCUGGCUCUGGCUAAAGGCGGACUGACUCCGCACCACAUGCUGAUCCUGCCCAUCGGUCACUACCAGUCCGUGGUGGACCUGAGCUCCGAGGUGGUGGAGGAGAUGGAGAAGUACAAGUCGGCCCUGAAGAGCUUCUACAGGAGCAAAGGAGAGCGCUGUGUUCUGUUCGAGAGGAACUACAGGAGCCAACACCUGCAGCUCCAGGUCGUCCCGGUGCCGCUGGACCGCUGCGCCACAGAGGACAUCAAGGAGGCGUUCAUGGUCCAGGCUCAGGAGCAGCAGAUGGAGCUGAUGGAGAUUCCUGAACACACCGAGCUCAAACAGAUUGCCCCUCCAGGGACACCGUACUUCUACGUGGAGUUGGACUCGGGGGAGAAACUCUUCUACCGCAUCCAGAAACAUUUUCCUCUGCAGUUCGGACGGGAGGUUCUGGCGAGCGAGGCGGUGCUGAACAUCCCGACCCGAGCCGACUGGAAGGAGUGUAAACAGAGCAGGGAGGAGGAGGAGGAGAGCUGCAAACAGCUGAGAGACGACUUCCAGCCGUACGACUUCGCCUGGGACGACUGACACACACACACACACACACACACACACACACACACACACACACACACACACACACACACACACACACACACACACUGUUGCUGGUGUUAAAGGAAUAGUUCAACAUUUUGGGAAACUCACUUUCUGACAGAUGUCUGUGGUAAAUCAGAGCCUCUGUUAGCAACUGCUUAGCUUAGCAUAAACACUGGAAACAGGUGGAAACAGCUAGCAUAGCUCUGUCUGAAGGUAACAGAAUCCACCUACCAGCAAAUCUAAACCUCACCAAGUAGCAUGCUAUAUUCUGAGCUUUUGCAGGUGAAUUUCUUUUACCUUUGUGCUAGCUGUUUAUGCUAAGCUAACUCCAGAUCCAUAUUUACUACACAGGCAUGAGUGGUGUUGAUCUUCUCAUCUAACUCUCGGUUUCCAAAAAUGUUGCACUGUUCCUUUAAAUUGGGUUUUUGGGUGUUUUAUACCAGUGUUUUUCUUUUUUUAUGAUGUUUCUCAGAUGUUUCUGGUGCAGUGACGGAGAGAGCUGAGUUUUAUAAUAAGAUCAUGACGGCCUCUGUUUAAAGUUUAAAAUAUUUUGGAUUUUUCAGUUUUUGUUUAUCAAAGUGAAAUAAUGGAAGUUCAUGAGAGAAGAACCCAGAACCUCACUGUUGAGUUUUUUAUUUUGUUCAUGAUAAACAGUGAUCAUGAGUUUGUGUGACACAUAAAAGGACAGAAGGAGAAAGGUGCUGGAUAAACUCCUUCACAAUAAAAGUAAAAAUCCACAGGCCGAGGCUCUAAAACACUUUUCUAAAUACGACACUGUAAAAACAUUUUCUAUCGUUUCUAUGGAGCUUUUUUUUGUUUUUUGUUUUAACUUCGACUCUGUGGAAAAAAGUUUUUAAAUGUUUUUCUUGUAUUUUGUAAAUUAACUAAAAUUAAACUCUUAUUUUGGGUUUCUGGCGUCAUGCUGGCCGUUAUUAUCAGUAACAGGUCUGAGGUUUUAUUCGUGACCUUGACAUGUCAAUCAGUUCCAGGUACAAGCUGGUCGCUAUGACGACUGUCCAGGUCUGUUGGAAUGAUGCUUCACACUCAACUGAGGUGGGUCCUGUGAUUAGCAUUAGCAUUAUAAGCUAAGUAUCUGGUCCUGUCUUGUCGAGGUGUCCAGUGUCUUUAUGAUGUUUGUUUAUAUCGUCGUCACAUGGAGAUUAAUUAUCCUAAA
Seriola dumerili (greater amberjack) is the source of this 2934-nucleotide messenger RNA. It is a transcript of the gene cwf19l1, whose product is annotated as CWF19 like 1, cell cycle control (S. pombe). Bases 63 to 1748 code for a protein of 561 amino acids. Lineage: Eukaryota; Metazoa; Chordata; Actinopteri; Carangiformes; Carangidae. Gene Ontology annotation, biological process: mRNA splicing, via spliceosome. Gene Ontology annotation, cellular component: post-mRNA release spliceosomal complex. The transcript has 14 exons. The record is from RefSeq and is a predicted model, not a curated record. Gene Ontology annotation, molecular function: RNA lariat debranching enzyme activator activity.